CGUCAGUCGCGCCUCGCAAGUCGGCCGCCACAGGUGGUGUCGUAGUAGGUGGUGCGGGACAGAGAGCCGCCGUCGAACUGGUUUCUUCGCAUCGUCCACAGCGUGGCGAGACGUGCGAGCAACCGAGAUUCCCGACUACGAUAAACGAAGUUUCCGAGGCGAAAAAAAGAAGCGUGUGUGUUUUCCCCCCGUGCCUCCGACCGAGAAGACGACAACCCCAAGAGUCGCCCGCAGAGUUUCGAGAAGAAAGCUAGGCUCCCGCUAUCGAAGAUCGAUUUGGGGAGGAUACUCUCCACACGACACCCGAGGGUGCGCCGUGUACCUCGAGGAAAGUGCAGAAAGCUAAUGAGCCAUGCUUCGACGCCGGCGAUUCCCAGACAGCGCAAUCCCAGUUUCACCCAGAUAGGCAGCACCGGUGCCGCUGAAAAAAAAAAAGACGUCGUCCCGUCUCCCAAAACGGUGUAUACAUCCUAUUUCUCAGCGGCCGCACUUUCGUUUCCUCGUGUGUAUGAUACAGAAGAAACACGUCGGUUCGACUUGUCGUUCCGCUACGCCUGUGUGUUUUCCGUGUGCCUUGUUUGAGCUUACUGCGGUGUAAUUACCGUUGUGUUGCCACUUUCGGUUCGUACCGGAACCUGUGCUUGUUUCUACAUCUUCGUGUGGUCGCCUACUCCAGUGUGGCCCGCCGUUAGUUCGCGCUUGUGAGGCAUUGUUUUGAUCUACCGGUGGGUUUGUGUUCGCAGCCGUAUGUGGCCCAGCUCUGGCUGAAUAAGGACUAUUUGUGUCCUCGACGAAAAAAGUUUGUGCAACUUGACCACUGAGCAGAAGUCAUGGAGCGAGCUACGUCGACUGUCACCUCCGUCCUUCUCGUCGCCCUGUGCUUCGUAAUGGUCCGGAGCCAGACCAAGCAGGAGGAAGUCGCUGAAUUCUCGCCAACAGUGACCGCAAACUGCGACAAGGGCUUCAUGACCAUCUCGGUGCUGACCGAGGAGCCCUUCAACGGCAUCCUGCACACCAGGGACACCAGCGACCCCCGGGGCAUCGUCAAGGAGCUGCGGCGGAGCCCCUGCAUCGCCUACGGCACGGGGGGACGCAACACGUCGCUAAGGAUCUCCCUGUUCCCGACACAAGACGACGCGCUCUACUGCGGAGUCAGGAGAAAGCAAGGCACAGAGGAGCGUUCAGUUGCCAUCUCCAUUCGUGUGCACAAGGCCCUGGAGCUCUCAGAUGACAAAUCUUACGUCAUCACAUGCGGCAAGAACAACUUCAGAAAUGCCAGGAACGAGCUGUACAGGGUUUCCCUCGGAUUCCUGGAGGAACAGAAGCGAGUGCACGAGCUUGUGAUGGGACACCACUACACGCUAAGGGCGAGUGCGCACGGCCCAGGCGAAACUGGUGGCAUUGUCGUCAGGUCGUGCUUCAGUUUUGCAUCCAAUACCAGCGAAGAGGAGCUCAUCGAUGCCAACGGGUGUCCCAAAACCACAUUCCUGUCGGCAUUCAAGUACAACGAGACGUCAGACACGGCAGACGCAACGGUGUCGUCGACAUUCCGGUUUCCGGGAAGCAACAAAAUCAACAUCCAGUGUGACAUCGUUCUCUGCCAGUCAUCUCUAUGUCCAGUGUCCAGUUGUGGGACGUCACCGGAUGGUGGAGGUAUCAAGUCGCUCCCUCAAAUCAAAGAGAGUGAUUCUGCUGUGCAGUUGAUGGCAUCGACAUCUGUCUUUGUGGUGGAGCCUGGAGAGAGCUCAAUGUCAGCACCCUUGCGGGAGUGCACGGAGUGGCGCUUCCCAUGGCUCAUCGGCCUCUGCAUCUGCCUGGCCAUCCUGCUGCUCGUCAUGCUCAUUGUCAACAUCUUCCUCUGCUCCUCGUUAACCUGCACAUGCACGAAGACAGAGGUCGAAGAGAAGGAACCAUCCGAGAUGGAGGACUACGACCCCUACAAGGGAAGCUGGGUGCCGAGCUCCCAGUACGGAUCGCGGACGUCGCUCAACAAACCGGGUUAUACCUCGGGCGGCUCCACCCUUAACUCCGCCCGGUCAGUGAGCAACGGGAGCGACCACUACACGAUCGUCCACUCCAGGCCCAACAGCCGCUACUCGCACCACUCCAGCAAAGAGCCGCUCCACCGGAACGGUCCGGGAUCGCAUCUCUCCAACGGACACUACAACUCCAGGAUAUGAUCGCCCCCUUCCGUUGGACAAUGCAAAAUGACUGACGUGUGCAUUUUUAUUGUGCUUCCGAGUGAAUCUUGUUUAGUUUUUUAAUACUAUUAGCUUUUUUUUUAAAGAGUUGACACGAUUGUGGACAGCUACUGUAUGUGUGGCAGCUCGUGAAAUCGCUACUUGCGACUGCUUCAAUGUGAAAUGCUAUAUUACUUAAUGACUAAUGAUGCAGGCUUUACACAGACAGUCUUGGUAAGAGCCAGAUAUUUUUCAUUCCCGUGUUCUGCGCCUUCAACUACGUUCUUGGAUGAACAUCUAGAAAGCCAAAAACUAAACUCUGUGCCUUGUUAUACUUUACGCAUUUGCCUUGCAAAUACAAAUCAGAAUGUGCAGCGCUCUGUAGCAAGGAAAAGCUGCUUUGUCUCCUUGUUAUGAAUGUUGUUAACUUUUUUCUAUAUUAUAAGAUGCUCUUGACACUACUUUUCAAGACAUAAAUAGAGCAAAAUAAUAAGUGAAAAAUUCAAAAGUAAUCGAGAUCACUUUCUUGGGCCACAGGGUAAUCCACCUAUAAACACUUUCACACUGUUAAAAUAUUCAUUGGCAAACGUUGCCAAGCGGAAUUGCCUCCGAGAUAUUAAUUCCAGCAUGGCGAUCAGUACACCAUGUUACGUUCCUCAUACUUCCAAAAAGUAACAAUUGUUAUACAACAAUGAUUCAUGCCUGAAGUUAGGAAAACUGCAGAUGACUACUUUUUACGAGAGCAUCCAAGUUCUACAUACGUGUACAAUGAAGGAGAAAAUGUGUGCUAACAAGAAAACGAACCACUUUUCCUCUAUAACACAGCAGCUGUAGUAUAUUAGCUGCAAAUAAAAAGUGAAGUAAGGAGAAUUUGAAGUCUUCAAGACAGAGAAGGCGUAAGCAAAGUGCCUAUUCAUCAAAAUGCAAAGUAACAGAGACUGUAACAUUGUUCAAAGCCUGCAUCAUGUUUGUGUGGUCACCGUCCCAAGUGAAAUGAAGUCAAGUGCUGUACAAACCACACAUUUGAUCGUUCCACGUACAAGGCAGCACACAAAGCUCCGCCUCUGCCUUUACAUCGUUGCGUUGUUCAUAUUUUUCGAAACACCUAGUCCUCACUCAACGCUUCAUGUAGAGUUUGUGCUGCUCAUCCUUACAAGACUACUUUUUUUCUCGCAUAGAUUGUAUUUUUUUAAACUGUUUCUCGGGCAACUGCAGCUUUUCUCGUCAUUAUCUAUCGCCAUGCCGUCAAAAUUUCAUAAAAAUGGCAGCGUAGAAAACUAAACGCAGAUGACGACAUUCCAUGAUUUGCCUUCGAAAGCGACGCAGUCCUCUAUUAAUUUAUUUAGCGUGCAUGUGAGAUUCCUUCCAAAUGACACAUUUUAUUUUGUUAACCAUCAAGCUCUUGCACAUCCUGCAUCCUCUUUCACAGUUAUAACUCUGCUAAGGCAUUUCAAAAGGUGCGUAAAAAGAAUCGGUCAACAAUCUUUCUUACUGUAGGGCAUAUGCACAGCUCUGAUGUGCCUUAGCUGUUCCCAAAGCUCUCUGACAAUUUCUUCAUUACAUAUACACAUAUAUUUGAAAUGGACAUACUAUACUUGUAUCUUUUGUGAUGAAAAAAAAAGAACUAGCUACAAAAGACUAGCUACAAAAGAGGUCGUUUCACUCCACUGUAUGGCCUAUUUAAAAAUGUAAAUGCAUCUAAUUCCAACAAAAUCAUAACUCUUUGAGGGUGAUUUGAGCCACAUUAAGGGCGCUGCCCAUCAUGCGGAGCAUUUCGUUUAUGAGUAAUACAGUGAUGCAUGGGUUUGCAAAAUGAGCACAAGUUAAACUGGCUUGUACAUGCAUAGUGAUAAGUGACCAAUAAAAAACUGAAAAGCCAUGAGGGUAAUGGGAGUGAAAUGGCACAGCGUAGUUACAAAAAAGACAAAAAGAAAUACUAAAAGAAGUUUGGCUUCAGCAUCCCCACCCCGAAGCACGUUCAUAUGAAUAUACUGCAUGACAUCACUAAGAAGGCCAACAAGGUGUGUCCCUAAGGCGACCCUGGAGCUAACUGUAUGCAAUUGAAGUGUUUGCAAACUACAAAAUAUUUUCGAAAAACCACGCUCUGAUUGCAGGGAAAACCUGGGGUUGAUUAUUUCUAAUGCACGAGUCAAAAUGAGAACAUCCUAUGAAUUUUUGUUCCUUAUCCUUCUACGAUUCACUUACAUGCACAAAGCUCAAUUAGCCUGCUCAUGUUGGAAAUACAUUCAGUCUCAUAUGCAACUGAUGCACUGAGCCCAAGUAUACCUAAAUACAACCAAAUUCAAGCAAAAGUUACAAAAAAAAAAUUUUUAAUCUGUGACAACCAUCAGUUCAUUUCAGUACUGUUGAUUUUCUCGCAUAGGAGUUUGCCGAGUGUCAGGCUUUCAAUCUUCACGUCCAAACAUCCCUCAACUUAAUUACCACAAUGUGCAGUGUUAUGUGAGCAACCUUGAAGACAUAUUUUCAUACAUUCUUGCUCGUUCAGGUUUCGGCUGGCAGUGAGACAAACCAUCUAAUUACUCUCAUCCCGAUAUAUGCGCUUGAGUUAAUGGCUGCUGUUUGAGAAAUCUUUGGACAAAAAAAAAGAGAGUUUUAUAUCUACGUAUAUAUAUAUAUAUUUUCUGUUGUGCGUGUCUGAUGUCAAUUGAUAUUGUGUCACAAUGUGCCAUGACUUGUUGCACGGUGCUGGUGAAACAGCGCUACGUUCAACGCUAUUUUUUACUAACACUUUCCACAACGAUGACCCUAUCUUUGUCUAAGGUUGUGAAUGUUUGAAGCUUGAAGGAAACUACAACAGAACCAUUCUAUUGAAUUGUUUCUCACAUUUUGUGCAUGUUGUGAGAGAUCAUUAUAAAAAGACUUUCAGCUGAUUAUGAAAGGUGUAAUAAGCAACGAAAAACAAAACGCUACAAAAAUAAUACGUUCAAUGUGUCGCAAAGACGAUUACAUCGACAGUGUCACAGUGUUGGUGCAGAAAGGUGAGUCAAUAAUACUUUUCACAUUUGAGGCCCUUAUAGUGUUCUAUAGAACAGAAGAAGCACCUUUGAAGAAUGUAGAAAAUAAUCAUUUCUGUUGUCUUUUUUUUUUGCAUUGUUCGAAGCUGUUCAGUUCCUCUUGUGAACACAGAUGUCCAUUUUGCUAAUUAUUAGCUGUGUAUAUUAGUCGAUUUGGAAGUUUUGAAAUAGCUGCUUUAAUUGACGGCGACGAAUGAAUGUUUACUGGAAAAGAAAAAGUGAUCAUAUAUUCCUUUUACAUGGCACGUUCUGCUCACAAAAAUAAUGCCAGCCCUGAAACCUAACUGUCGUCGCUCAAGAAAGCCAGAAAAAAUUCACACUGGCUUUGUGCCUUGCCGUAACAUUUCUUCAUCGUCAUGCGUGUGUGCAUGUAAUGCCUUCUUGUGUUUGUGCAGCAGCAUGUGUAAAUAUACCUUCUUUUUUUCCAAAUGUGUACAUUAAAAAGAAGUCUUGUUUCA
This is a messenger RNA of Rhipicephalus microplus (southern cattle tick), 5673 nucleotides long. RefSeq lists its product as uncharacterized. Lineage: Eukaryota; Metazoa; Arthropoda; Arachnida; Ixodida; Ixodidae. The record is from RefSeq and is a predicted model, not a curated record.